Stylophora pistillata is the source of this 1077-nucleotide messenger RNA. Its product is annotated as E2F-associated phosphoprotein. Gene Ontology annotation, cellular component: nucleus. The record is from RefSeq and is a predicted model, not a curated record. NCBI's taxonomy places the organism in Eukaryota, Metazoa, Cnidaria, Anthozoa, Scleractinia, Pocilloporidae.
UCGAGAUCGAAGACGAGAUACCAAAUGUGACUAGGUAAAUGUUGUGGGUUUCUCCUUCGCUGCUGCAAAGAAAAUCAUGAAUUUUCCCGAGAAAAUUACGUUGAAUGAGGAAGAUCCUUAUAAUAUUGGAGGCUAUAGCAGCUCAGACGAUGACAGAAACGAGAGCUCUGGUGAUGAGUUUCUUCCAGAGGGACUAUUAAAAGAUAAAAAGCAAGAAACAGAAGGCAGCAGCGAGGAUGAGUUUGAAAAAGAAAUGGAUCUGGAGCUAGAAAGUGUGAUGAAAAGUUAUACAGAAGAACAUGAGGACCAAGGUAGUCAGAAUGAAAACAUUACUCCAGGAAAAAGUGUUAAUGAUGCAACUUCAAGCAGUGACAACACUCGAAAGGGUGAUGCUGGCGAAGACAACAGUACCAUGUAUUCUGAAGACUACUUCAGCUCAGGUUCGGACGAUGAACACCAAGUUGGCGGACAGGCUUCAAAAUCCAAGGAAAGAAGGAAAAUUUUAACAAAUGAUGAACUGUUGUAUGAUCCAGAUAUGGAUGACGAAGAUGAACAAUGGGUAAUAAGACAAAGACGGGACCACAGGCAGAGAAUACAGCAAAGAAGCAUGGAAGAAAAUCAAGACGAUUCUUCAGCAAAUAGAAAGAAAACAAAAAAAACCAAACAGAAUGUGGAGAAAGUUCCUUCAAGUGAUGCUAUAUUGUCAUGUCCAGCAUGUAUGACAACAUUAUGCAUUGACUGUCAGAGACAUGACAUGUACAAAAACCAAUACAGAGCUAUGUUUGUAGUGAACUGUAAAGUUGUUGAAGAUGAAGUACUAAGAUAUGAGCCAUCUCAGCAACAAAAGCCAGGGAAAAAGCGAAAGAAACCACAGAAGGGAAAACUUGUUCAACUCACAAAGGACAACAUGAGCUCUGCUGAUAGCUCUUUGUCAGAACGUUAUCACCCUGUGGCUUGUACAGAAUGCAACACAGAAAUAGCUGUAUAUGAUAAUGAUGAGGUUUAUCACUUUUUCAAUGUUCUGGCAAGCCAUGCUUGAGGAUAGAUGAUAAUAAAUAAUUUAUUUUGUAAGCAGAA